Messenger RNA from Haliotis rubra (blacklip abalone), 2925 nucleotides. RefSeq names its product galactokinase-like. Gene Ontology annotation, molecular function: ATP binding; galactokinase activity. The transcript has 8 exons. Lineage: Eukaryota; Metazoa; Mollusca; Gastropoda; Lepetellida; Haliotidae. Gene Ontology annotation, cellular component: cytoplasm; cytosol. Gene Ontology annotation, biological process: galactose metabolic process; carbohydrate phosphorylation. The record is from RefSeq and is a predicted model, not a curated record. The coding region runs from base 114 to 1304 and encodes 396 amino acids.
GCCGGAAGCCGACACACAGCACAUACGGCUAUAUCGAGCGAGUCGCUGAACGCAGGGACACGUAACCAAUUCAACUGUCAUCAGAUUUCUAUCUCUACAGACAUUAAACGGACAUGGCAAGUGAAACCCCAUCCGUGGAAAGUACUCUAAAGCAAGCGGCUGCAUAUUUCAGAGAUAAAUUUGGCAAGGAUCCGAACUUAGCGGCAUGUGCGCCUGGUCGCGUGAAUUUGAUCGGCGAACACACAGAUUAUAAUGAGGGCUUCGUAUUUCCCAUGGCGUUGCCAAUGGUGACAGUGGUAGUCGGAGGCAAGAACGACGUCGGUAAAUGCCGAGUAUUGACGAAGGCUGAGGGCGUUGACGCACCCCAUUUCAUAGAAUUCCCUCCCCAUUCGGAGACAACGCCCCUGUCGCCUGGAACUCCCAAAUGGGCGAACUAUUUCAAAGGUGUUAUUGCCAACUUCCCAGGUACAGUACCAGCUUUUGACGCGGUGAUUGUGUCCACGGUGCCCGUAGGAGGCGGUGUGUCCAGUUCUGCGGCGUUGGAGGUGGCGACGUUCACCUUCCUGCAGCAGCUGUGUCCCGACGAUGGUCAGAACGUGAAGACCAUGCAGAAGGUGUUGGCGUGUCAGAAGGCCGAGCACGACUUCGCCAACGUGCCAUGCGGCAUCAUGGAUCAGUACAUAUCAACGAUGGGCAAGGCUUCACAUGCUCUCCUCAUAGACUGCAGGUCCUUUGAAGGUCGACUAGUGCCCAUGACUGACCCCGAGGUGGUUGUCUUGGUGACCAACUCGAACGUCAAACACGAACUGAAUGGGUCAGAGUACCCCACGCGGAGACGGCAGUGUGAAACAGCCUCCAAAAUCAUGGGCAAGAAAAGUCUCCGAGAAGCCGCCGACUUGACACCAGAUCAGUUGGCAGAUUUCAAGGAUGAAGUUGACGCUGAGACGUUCCGGAGAAUACGUCACGUGAUCACAGAGAUUCAGAGAACAGAAGAAGCGGCUGGCGUGUUGGAGAAUGGAGAUUAUAAGAAGUUUGGCCAACUUAUGGUAGCCAGUCAUAACUCAUUAAGGGACGACUACGAGGUGUCAUGUUCGGAGGUGGACCAGCUUGUGGAAGCAGCCAUGGAGGUAGAGGGCGUGUUUGGUUCACGCAUGACGGGCGGAGGCUUCGGAGGAUGCACGGUGACUUUGCUGAAGAGAGACGCGGUCGGCAAUUGUAUACUAAAUAUGAAGAACCGUUACACGGGUACAGCAACGUUCUACGUGUGUCCAGCGUCUGACGGUGCGCGACCACUCCAGAUUUGACCAGCGGUCAGCUGACUAUUUCCAUACCACUAGAGGACCAUAGUCCUGCCGGCCAUACUGAGCAUAGCUUAUUGUUAACAUAUAGUGACGGGGUACAGGGAGCUUGUCAGGUUUGUGAUUACUGUUGAUAAAUACUCAAAUGGAGUUAAGGUUUUGUCUUAAAACACAAUGUACUCACGCUUUUUAGUGUUUUUGUGAUAGUGAGGAUACUGAAGGUGUAUUAUACUGACAACGUUUGAAGAAGUACUGUCGGGGUUUUAGUCUCUAUCAGGUUAAGGUGUCUUCCCCUUUAUCGGAAAAUAUUCGCAGCAACACAUGCAGCUGGGAGGCUUACAAAUUAAAAUGGCAAUUUUCUAGAAGGGUUAUAUACAAAUGAUGCCUGUACUUUCGAUUGUUUUGUUACUGAUGGUGUGUGGCUUCAGAGGCAGGUAUGUUUGUUUUGAGGGUUGUCCCACAGGCUGGACACAAAGGCUUGACGUACGGCGUAGAUAGGCCAUCUUAGCGUUCCUUGUGUAGUAGGUCAUCGACAAAUCAACUAACAUAUCAGAAUUGAUUGGUCCCAAAGUCAACUGGCUGGAGUGGUAAGGGAAUAUAACACAUCCAUCAGAUGUAGGAAGUACUAGAAACAGUGUUGGAAAUACGGAAAAGACACAAUGUUGGAAAUAAGGAACAGAAACUGUACUUCAAAUAUUGAUAGUAAAAGUUGAGUGAACCCCCAAAACUUUAAAUUUAAAAAUAACGAAUGCAAAUGAUAUUCCUGGAUAUUUUUUAUUAGUUAAUUUUUCAUGAUAAACAAAACGUCACUGAUUACCCAUGUUUACGCACCUGUACAUGUAUUUCAUGCUUUUAUCGUUUACAUGUUUGUAUUUUUAAUAGCUUCGAACAAAAUACAUCAAUCAUUAUUCCCCCCGCGUCUGUCCACAAAAUGAUCGUGAUGACCAGCCGAGGUUGUAUGCUAGUUCGAUGCAUAUAUUGAGGAAACCUGUGUACAUAAUUGCCAUGGAUUUUUUAUAUAUUUUUUUUUUUAAACUGCAGCUUAUUGCUGCGAGGAUUUAUAUUUGAAAUCACUGGCAACAGACACACUCUUAUUUCCAGCACUGCGUAGAUAUGUAAUUUAGAUAAGGAAGUAGGGGUGUUGUUGCAGCACGCAGUGUAGACCGCGUUCCAAAUAGUAAAUCGUGCUCUGUCGUCUGAGUAAACACUUACACAGACUCCAAUCAGUAUUAUUGAUUUGUCAUACUUAUCAUGAACACAGAUCGAUCACCACCACUGCAAUUUAUAUGUCUGCCCCCAUGUGACACGCCAAGCCCCCGGCGUCUCGGUAUUUGUACACGUACGUGUAGGGUUUCCUUUACAACGACAGUUUGUACAACCGACAGUAUCUCUUCAACCCUGAAGUUUUAUAGGUGAUAGAGGAUGAUAUCUCAAUUUUGAAACAGAAGGCAGCUAUUUUGUCCGCACUCACAUGUACACACGUUGGUAAAGAGUUGGUCAGUUGUGACUCACAGAGCUUGUUCGUGUAUAUAGGGAAGGAUUUAUUCCAAUAUUGAUGCAUUUAAUGCAUAUUUUUGUGACUUGUUACUGAACAGGUUAUGGUGUUAAUAAACUAUGUGUCAUAGUU